CCGAAGCAUCUCUUCCACGAGCACGGGGUCGUGAGAUAGGUGAUAUUACGAGUCCUUCCACAUUCAGCUGUCAUCGCAGGAGAGGACAGAAUUUUUUUUCCCGGAGAAAAGACUCAGCUCGAGGAGGGGAGGCCUGUGAUUCAGGACCGUAGGCUCUGAUUUCAGUGAUCCGAUUUUGGAUAACCAUCUUUAGACCAUUAGACUGGUCUGCAUUAAAUAUUGGUAGCGUAUAGCCUGCAAGAGGUAGCCAUUUGAUUCCCAUAGAGCAUGCAAAUUAAUUAUAUAUGCACUGGCGUGUAAGUGUAUUGUAGACGUUCAGUCAGUAGCUGGCAUGUUGCACAUUAUCUAAACACACAUUUAAUAUAACUUUGUGCUGUCUGUAAUUAGCCAACAUAAAAGAGCAGAGCAUGUGGCCCCAGGCCAGUCUAAGGAUUGCUCUGUGCAUCUCACAUUAGGACCUCAGGGAAAAGACUAUCAACUCUCAGGGUGUUGAUCUGGGGAGCACUGUGAGUCACCAGAUAUCCGGAUUGCUUCAUAUGCUACUCGAUAAUUAAAAGCAGAAAGCCCACCACUUGAGUGCAUCAGCUGAAAACAGAUAUCUUUGAGAGGGGACUUCCCAAAAGCAGCAAUAAUUUUUGGCAAUAAAUUCUGUAACCGGAAACAGGAAACUGGUGCGGGCUUGAGCCAAAGAGCACAGGGUUCCACGGGACUGUCAGGACACCAGACACAAAAAUUAGGUGUAUAAGGAAGGCGUCUAGACGGAUACAUUUUGCACUUUACAAUGCAUGUUUAGCGGUAGCUUUCUAAUACAUACAUUAUAUUUGCCUGCACUUUACUGACACACAGCUUUUAAAAUUUACACAUAAGCUCGGCCUUCUUUAAGUGUAGAAAACAAAAACAUUGCAAAUAUCUGUUCGGUUAUUCCAAACUUGGAGGUGCUUAGUUUAUGAGUGUCAUCUUUUGGAGCUCCAUACUUGGAGCGUUGGUGUCAAAGUUUGCACUUCUUGAGACCCCUCUUCAAAGACAACAUCUCCUCUAACGUCUGGAGACAUGGCAGCGGUGCACAUGCUGCUCCUUUCUCUUCUCUGCUCCCUGUUUGUGUACCGGUGUCAUGGGGCCUGUGCAGAGGUGGACUCUGACACUGAGGCAGUGGCUGGCAAAGGCUUCAAACUGGGCUGCAUCUCCUGCAAGAGGAGGAGUGAGGUGGAUGGUUCUGCCACCGUCGAAUGGUACUUCAGGGCCAAAGGGGAGGCUGACUUUGUUCAUAUCUACACCUACAACGAGGACGGACCCACCAUCGAACACGACCACUUUAUGGACCGCGUGGACUGGAACGGAAGUAAGAGGAGCAGCGACAUCCAGGACGCGUCCAUAUAUCUGCUCAACGUCACCUUCAACGACACGGGCACCUACCGCUGCUUCUUCAACCGCAUCCUCUUCUACGCUAACUACGAGUACAACACCGUCGUCAGCAAGGUGGUCCACCUGUCCGUGGUGGCUAAAGCCACCAGAGGAACAGCUUCCAUCGUGUCCGAGGUCAUGAUGUACGUGUCCAUCAUUGGCCUUCAGGUCUGGCUCCUCAUCGAGAUGAUUUACUGCUACAGGAAGAUAGCAGCAGCCGGGGAAGAAGCAUUGCGGGAAGCAGCAAAUGCUGAAUAUUUAGCGAUAGCUUCGGAAAGUAAAGAUAACUGCGCAGGAGUGCAGGUCGGAGAAUAGCACAGGCUUCCUUCAUGGACUGAAGACAUUCUUCCACCCUUUGACCUGCAUGUAGACAACUUGAAGGGAAAACUCCUCUUCAUCUCGAGUCUCUAUUUUACCUUUUCCUUGACAAAGAUCACAAAUGGAUAUCACAUACAGAGAGCAUGGUACCAGCACUGUAUAUAGUAUUCUGCCCGCAAAAGCAUGUCCUGCACUUACAUGAGAACCCAUUAUGCAUUAAUGAGCCACAUUGUCAGAAGCAUAUACUGUACAUACAGUAUUUAAGUAUAUGUAGUCACACAUUUAUAUAGAAUGUAUGUGGUACUAUGGUGGUCUGUUGGACUCCGUGAGGCUGAUUGUAAGAGAAAGCUUUUUACUACAUCAUCACCACCUAAUGUAUAAACAAUGAGACACACAACACGUAUUGGUAAAGUUAUUUCUAAAAUAGAAUGUGAUGGACUAUGAUAGACUUUCUUUCCAGCUGCUAGUUGUACAUUCAAUUGAA
Molecule: messenger RNA, 2203 nt
Organism: Chelmon rostratus (copperband butterflyfish)
Lineage: Eukaryota; Metazoa; Chordata; Actinopteri; Chaetodontiformes; Chaetodontidae
Gene: scn1bb
Product: sodium channel, voltage-gated, type I, beta b
Exons: 6
Coding region: 1051-1716 (221 amino acids)
Biological process (GO): sodium ion transport; regulation of heart rate by cardiac conduction; cardiac muscle cell action potential involved in contraction
Cellular component (GO): voltage-gated sodium channel complex
Molecular function (GO): sodium channel regulator activity
Source: RefSeq, a predicted model, not a curated record